Messenger RNA from Racocetra fulgida, 820 nucleotides. NCBI's taxonomy places the organism in Eukaryota, Fungi, Glomeromycota, Glomeromycetes, Diversisporales, Gigasporaceae. The record is from the annotation of a GenBank genome assembly.
UGCUAAUCACCCUUCCGUCGUAUUUGAAAAUGCCAAUAAGAAUGUCGCGAGCUCCGAAGCUGCUAAUGUUAACAUAUUAGACAUCUCCGCCUUUAACGCUGCCGAAGCCGCUACCGCAGUUGACAAAGAACAACACACCACCUUCUUGCUCGGCAAACGUAAUUUCUUAAAUUAUCGUGGCAACAUACCUUUUCUCGUACUUGAAAACGCUGUUAAGAAUAUUGCAUCCUCUGAAGCCGCUCAUAUUAACCAAUUCGAUUUGGAAGCUCUGAACUCCGCAGAAAACGCUGCCAGUGUUAAUAAUGAAAAACACACUACUUUCUUAUUCGGCAAACGUAAUCCUUUUAUCGUACUUGAAAAUGCUGAUGAGAAUAUUGCGUCCGCCGAAGCUGCUCAUGUUAAUCAAUUUGAUGUCCAUGCUCUAAAUGCCGCAGAAGCUGCCAAUAGUGCAGAAAGGGAACAGCAUGACACCUUCUUAUUAGGAAAACGUAUGAUCUUAUAUCAAGAUCCUGAUAGGUAUACUGCGUCCUCCGAAGCUGCUAAUGUUAAUCAAUUUGAUGUCCAUGCUCUAAAUGCCGCAGAAGCUGCCAAUAGUGUAGAAAAACGUAUAAUCUUAUAUCAAAAUCCUGAUAAGCAUACUGCGUCUGCCGAAGCUGCUAAUGUUAAUCAACUUGAUGUCCAUGCUCUAAAUGCCGCAGAAGCUGCCAAUAAUGAAGAAAAGGAACAGCAUACCACCUUCUUAUUGGGAAAACGUAAUUUCUUAAAUUAUGGCCGCGGCAUACCUUUUGUCGUAUUCGAAAACGCUAAUGAGAAUACUUAA